Molecule: messenger RNA, 440 nt
Organism: Podarcis lilfordi (Lilford's wall lizard)
Lineage: Eukaryota; Metazoa; Chordata; Lepidosauria; Squamata; Lacertidae
Source: the annotation of a GenBank genome assembly
AUGUCAUCCUCGGAAAGAACAGGAGAGCGCGAAACGGGUGGGGGUGGCGACGGCCCCAAAGCGCGCUUUAAAACGCUUCGCUCGCCGUUCCCGGGGCUGAUGGUGCGCAAGGAACAGCUCCUCUCCAAGAGAGCCGCUUCACUUUGCGCUCUUGUUUCCAGUCCUUCUCCUCUCCUCAUCCCGCCCCGGGAGCUGUGGCAGGAGAGAUCGGCUUCCAGGUAAAUCCCGCUGUCUCCCCUCCUUUUCCCAACAGAGAUGCUCUCCUCCCGCGUAGAGGGCGGCUGUCCUUGCCCUUCCCACUUCCACCAGCGCAAAAGCACCUCCGGCUUAUGUCCCUGGGCCUGCGCCUCCUACUAUUAAGGGAUGCGGUUGGGCGACAAUUCAGGCAACUGUCGCGUCCCUUCGGCUUUUUACACUUCGGUUGUAGGCUGCGAUCCUAG